Molecule: messenger RNA, 321 nt
Organism: Trypanosoma theileri
Lineage: Eukaryota; Euglenozoa; Kinetoplastea; Trypanosomatida; Trypanosomatidae
Exons: 1
Coding region: 1-321 (106 amino acids)
Molecular function (GO): protein binding
Source: RefSeq, a predicted model, not a curated record
AUGGAUUACAGUCUUGACUACAGCGAGGAAAAUCGAGAGUUCCUUGAGCGAGUUGGUGUACGGGAACUUCUUGAAAGCUUCGUGGCUGAGGCUGUUCGACAAAAACCCCACAACCUCUACGCUUUUAUGCAGAGUUGGGCAAAUGCACGGUGUCGACAUCCUCCGAGUAUAACACCUCAGCAGGCAGCUCUAAAAAUACAAUGUGCGCUUCGUCAGUACAAAGCCAGAAAACUCAUGAAGAGUCGUCAACAAGCAGUGAUUGCAUAUGGGCAAAAAGAGCAAGAAAAGGAGCGAUAUGUAAGAGUACAGAUCGAAGAAUAA